AUCCGUUUGUUCUAAUAAAUUAUUAGUCAACGACUCAUUAUGUCAAAAAAAUGUAAGGAUUUUGACGUUUGCAGGAAGUUCCAUUGACAGCAAUUAAAAAAAUUGUAUCUUCCUUCCGAACGUAAACAUCCUUCGCCUUCGCCGACUCAAAAUACGAUAAAUAUUUUGGCUGUAGUGAAAUUACUCUAUUUAUAAACACAAACACAGUCAAUCCGAUCCUAAAAAUACGUUCAUAUUGGAGUGGAGUUGUCACCAAUUUUAAUACUGAGUUUAACGACGUAUUUAUUUAAAAAUGCGGUACUUUUUUGUUGUUUCUAUCUUUAGCGUUGUAUUUGCGUAUGAAAAAGACGUAACUUUUACAGUACCAGCUGGUAAUACUGAGUGUUUCUAUCAGAAAGUACUAGCGAACGAAGUAAUCGACAUAGAAUAUCAAGUUAUAGAUGCAACUCAUGGUGAACUGGACAUUUCAUUCCAACUGGCAGACCCAGUUGGCAGGGUGAUUGUGGCCGAUUACAAGAAGCCUGAAAAUGCUCACCGACACACCUCAUAUCUUGAGGGAGAUUACAGAUUCUGUUUUGAUAACAGCUUCAGUACAUUCAGUCAGAAAACUGUGUUCUUUGAUCUGGUGAUUGAGACAGAAGACUCUCCAGAAAAAGACUAUGAUGAUGACAAGGAAAUGGAAUUGGGUAAUGCAGCAGAAACGUACAUGAUGCGAGUAAAAGACAUAUCAGAGUCUGUGAAUAAAGUAAAAGAUCAUGUGGCAGCAGCUCGCAGGCUCCAGGAGCUACUGUCAGCUCAUGAGGCCAGGGAUAGAAAUCUGGCCGAGGAUAUGUGUUCAAGAGUCAUGAAGUGGUCGCUGUGGCAGAUUGCCGUAAUGCUUCUAGUCGGAAUCACGCAGGUUGUGUUCGUGAAGAGUCUCUUUCAGGAGCCCAACAAUAGCAUAAAGAAGUUUGUACCAAAUUUCUUGUCGCAAUGACGCCAAAGAACGUUGUUAUGUUUUUUAAGUUAAUAUAAGUUCUGCCAGUUGAUGUAGUUAGGUUUUUUAUCAGUCAUUUUUAAAUUUAAACUAAAGCGAACUGAUU
This is a messenger RNA of Papilio machaon (common yellow swallowtail), 1082 nucleotides long. RefSeq names its product transmembrane emp24 domain-containing protein 5. Gene Ontology annotation, cellular component: endoplasmic reticulum; Golgi apparatus; COPII-coated ER to Golgi transport vesicle. The transcript is spliced from 6 exons. The record is from RefSeq and is a predicted model, not a curated record. The coding region runs from base 293 to 976 and encodes 227 amino acids. Gene Ontology annotation, biological process: Golgi organization; endoplasmic reticulum to Golgi vesicle-mediated transport; intracellular protein transport. Lineage: Eukaryota; Metazoa; Arthropoda; Insecta; Lepidoptera; Papilionidae.